CGGUUGGGGGUCAGUCGGGAUGAUAUCACACUGUCUUUGUCCGUGGGCGGUAGGACAGAGACAAUGGCGCCAAGGAGGCCUCGAAUGCUGUCACUGCCCCACUUUCUGGAAAUCAAGCCCCUCCGGCUUGGACGGUAUUGAAGUCGCAUGCCGGCGCAAAUCCUCGCUUUGCUUGACGUCCUUUCGAUAUUUGCCCCCGACCAAUUGAACCAUGGCGCCCGAAGAGAAGAAGAAGGACCCUAGGGCCUGGAGAGGCCUCACGCCUCCUCUGGCUGAAUGGAUCCUCGACUUCGUGUCCAGCCAAGGCUUUCAGCGCAUGACGCCCGUCCAAGCAGCAUGUCUGCCGCAGUUCCUUGGAAACAAGGACGUCGUAGUCGAGGCUGUCACCGGCAGUGGUAAAACGCUUGCCUUCCUCCUCCCGAUCGUCCAGAAGCUCAUGCGCCUCUCCGAACCCACGAAGCGUGGCCAUGUGUUCUCCAUCAUCGUCUCCCCGACCCGCGAACUCGCUAUUCAGAUCCAUACCGUCCUCCAGUCACUCGUCGGCUUCCACCCCCCGUCCGCCGAGAUCCUGCCCCACCUCAAGGAAGACGACAAGCGCCCCGAUACGACGGUGCCGGUUAUCGUCCCUCAGUUGCUCGUCGGCGGAGUGACUACCACACAGCAAGAUCUCAGCUACUUUGUCAGACAUGCGCCCAACAUCUUGGUCUCGACACCGGGUAGACUUGUUGAGCUUCUCGCGUCCCCGCAUGUCCACUGCACAUCUGCCACUUUCGAAAUGCUGGUUCUCGACGAGGCGGACCGUCUUUUGGAUAUGGGUUUCAAGCAGGACAUCCAGAGGAUUCUGGGAUACCUGCCGAAGCAGAGAAGGACAGGCUUGUUCAGCGCUUCUGUCUCGGAGGCAGUGUCACAGAUCAUCACUGUUGGUCUGAGAAACCCAGUCAAGAUUGCCGUGCGCGUGAAGAGCUUAAGGGACGGAGGAAUCAUCGAGGACCGGAAAACGCCAAUCAGUCUGCAAAUGUCAUACCUCGUCACGCCAGCCAGCCAGAAGCUCCCAGCACUGAGCAAGAUCCUCGAGAACCUUAACCCUCGGCCACAGCGCAGCAUCGUCUUCUUGUCGUCUUGCGCUGCUGUCGACUACUUCCAACACGUCCUCCCCACCAUCAUGCCGGAAGGCUUCACACUCGUGCCCCUGCACGGGAAGCUGCCUCCCAAGGCAAGAGAGAAGAGCUUCAACAAGUUUGUAAACUCAGUAUCACCAUCCGUGUUGCUGUGCACCGAUAUCGCGGCAAGAGGUCUCGACAUCCCACAGGUAGACUUUGUCUGCCAGGUCGAUCCUCCUUCAGAUCCCAAGGUCUUCAUCCACAGGAGCGGACGUGCUGGAAGAGCAGGCAGAAAGGGACUGUCAGUGGUUUUCCUGCAGCCCGGCCACGAAGAGGACUACAUUCCCUUCCUCGAAGUCCGCAAGACGCCCAUCUUCCCCCUGACGAAACCCGAGAUCACGAUCACCGAAGAGGAAGCCAACGAGGCGUCAGAAAAGUUCCGCGACGUCCUCCGUAGCGACCGCGCCUACCACGACAAGGCGCAACGAGCCUUCGUGAGCUGGGUGCGCAGCUACAACGCUCACCUGACAACCUCCAUCUUCCGCGUCAAGGACCUCGACUGGGCCGACCUCGGAAAGGCAUGGGGUUUGCUCCGUCUGCCGCGCAUGCCCGAGACGAAGAACUGGGAGGGAGACAAGUGGCUCGGCAACGAGGACUUUGACUGGGAGAAUUUCACGUACCAGGACAAGACGAGAGAGGCGGCACGACUAGCAGCGGCGGAGGCGGAGCGCAACGGCGAGAAGGCAGCUGCCGCGGACGAGGUGAAGCGCAAGCGCAAGACCAACGAGGCGUGGAGCAAGCAGACGGAGAGAGACGACGUGCGGGUGGAGCGCCGCGAUAAGAGGAGACGUAAGAGAGAGUCCGAACGGAUGUCUACCAUGACAGAGGACGAGAAGAUCAAGGCGAUGGAGCUGAAUGAGAUGAUUGCGGAGAUUAGGAAAAAGAACCAGGCCACGGCGGCGGCUGGCGGGAAGGACGAUGAGUUUGAGGGGUUCGAUGAUUGAAAGCGUCUGUUGUAAUACUAUCUAUUGAUGUCGUUAUACUCUCGUCCGGGGGAUUUCUGGCUCAAGCUUGGGUGGAGGAUGUGGAGGCGAUACCCCCCCCCCCCCCGCGAACGCUUUUUGGCCUCACACGAUGCAAUCUCACGAGACCCUCUCUUCCGUCCGCCCCAUUCUGUCUCCGCGUCCUCGUCGCCAACCCUUUCGGCUUUGAUUUUCAUGUUUCCACAGCGGAGAAGAGGCCAAAGAAAAUUUGCAAAAGAAUGACUCACUCUCCACACUGAC
Molecule: messenger RNA, 2383 nt
Organism: Colletotrichum phormii
Lineage: Eukaryota; Fungi; Ascomycota; Sordariomycetes; Glomerellales; Glomerellaceae
Product: DEAD/DEAH box helicase
Exons: 4
Coding region: 212-2104 (630 amino acids)
Cellular component (GO): nucleolus
Molecular function (GO): ATP binding; nucleic acid binding
Source: RefSeq, a predicted model, not a curated record